This is a messenger RNA of Micromonas pusilla CCMP1545, 5219 nucleotides long. Its product is annotated as transcription elongation-nucleosome displacement protein Spt6. NCBI's taxonomy places the organism in Eukaryota, Viridiplantae, Chlorophyta, Mamiellophyceae, Mamiellales, Mamiellaceae. The transcript is spliced from 2 exons. Gene Ontology annotation, molecular function: histone binding; nucleic acid binding; nucleosome binding. Gene Ontology annotation, biological process: transcription elongation by RNA polymerase II; transcription elongation-coupled chromatin remodeling; nucleosome organization. The record is from RefSeq and is a predicted model, not a curated record. The coding region runs from base 1 to 5052 and encodes 1683 amino acids. Gene Ontology annotation, cellular component: transcription elongation factor complex.
AUGUCCGACGACGACGCCGCCGCGCCCGCCGCGGCGCCUCCCGAGGACGCGCCGCCCGCCGCGACGGAGAAGACCGAGGACGCGCCGCCCGCGGUGAAGGCGGAGCGCGCGGACGCGGACGACGACGGCGACGACGACGACGACGACGACGACGACGACGCGCCCGGGUCGCCCGUCCCCCCGGGAUCGCCCAAGGCGCCGUCGUCCUCGCCGCCGAUGGCGGACGACGACGACGACAGCGACGACGACGACGGCCCGGUCGUCGCGCGCCGACGCCAGCGCGGCGCCGUCACCGUCGUCGUCGACGACGACGACAGCGACGACGACGACGAGGACGACAAGAGGCGGAAGAAGCGCAAGGCGAUGGAGCUCGACGAGGACGAUUACGACCUCCUCGAGGACAACCUCGUGACGGGAUUCACGCGCAAGGAGAAGAAGAAGCGCAUCGGGAAGAAAUCGGAGAAGGACAAGGCGGCGGAGAAGGCGGCGAAGAAGGGCGGCGACAAGCCGAAGACGAUGGCCGAGGUGGAGCGCGAUCUCUUCGGCGGCUCGGACGACGAGGAGCUCGAGGAGGAGGACGAAGACGACGACGUCUCCAAGGAGAAAAAAAUCAAACCCGCCGUCGUGAAGGAUGAAAAAGACUUCGUGGACUACGACGACGAGGACAGCGAGGACGAGUUCGCGGACUUCAUCGAGCGUGAGGAGGGCGAAGGCCCGAGGCCGAAGAAGAUCAAGUCGCACGUGCCGGGCGUGCGGAGCGACCAGCUGCAAGACGCGUUCGACAUCUUCGGAGACGUCGGCGAGCUCCAGGCGAUGUUCGCGCAGAGGGACCGGGGCGACGACGAAGGCGACCUUGGCGAAAGGUUCGACGAAGAGAGCGAGUACGAGACGGACGAGGAGGAGGACGACGGCGUCGCGCUCGAGGACGAGGGCGACGACGCGCUCGAUCGCCCAGAUAAGAAGAAGAAACGGCGGCGAAGAAGAAAGACGUCUGCGCGAUCCGCGGCGGCGGGCCGCCCCGGGCGCGGGUCCUGGCUGCACGCGUUCGAGCCGUCCGUCGUCCGCGAGCAGAUGCUCACGGCGAAGGACGACGAGAUCCGAGAGACGGACUGGCCGGAGCGCAUGCAGCUCGACGCGAGAGUGACGCCGUUCAAGAAGGAGGACGCCGCCGCCGAGGCGAAGUGGAUCUUGGAUCGCCUCAUGGGCGUCGGCAGCGUUCGAGACGCGCCGACGUUCGGCGGCGAGCUCCUCCUUCGCGGGUGGGCGGACGACGAGUCGCAGGACGAGCACGAGGACCGCGUGAGGAACAUCGAGGAGAACGAGCGCGGGAACCUCCCGAAGGAGGAGGCGGAGGCGGCGGAGGCGGCCAUCGCGGAUCUGCUGUGCAUGACGCACCUCGAAGGGCUCGAGAUCGCGUUCAUCGCGCAGAACCUGAAGGAUCGCGUCGCGCCGCUGCUGCGCGGGCGGCGCGACGACUCGCGCCCGCCGCCGCGCGACUCGAACCUCGCGGUCCUCGAGCGCAGGGUGCACCGACGCGACGUCCUGCACGAGGUUUUGGAGUGGGAUAAACGACACGCGCGCAUGACGCGGAGAAAGGCGGAGCUCUUGCGAAAGUUUGGAGGCGUCGUCGAGGUGUUGGGGGACGAUCACCCAGACCUGGACGAGCUCGCGGCGCUCAUGAACAAGUGCGAGGACGCGCGCGCGGAGGAGACGCUGGACGACGUCGAGGCGAAGCUCACGCUGCGGUUCGACGAGGAGAUUCAUCAGUUUCUCACGUCGGAGGCGAAGGGCGGCAUAAAAAAGUCCGGCGCGGAGUCCACGCACGUUCGCCCGCUGAACCGCACGGCGUACGCGCACCACAGGAAGAAGGGCCUGCGCGACUUGCUCCCGAUGUACGGCGCGACGCCCGCGGCGCUCGCGCAGUCGCUGAAUUCCUACCGCCGAAACGCGGGGACGGAGAAUCAAGUCGUCCCGGACAUGAUGCCCGAAGACGCCGCGUCGGUGUACGUCGGCGAAGAGACCGGGUACGGCGACGUCUCCGUCGUCCUGAAAGCGCUGACGCACGUCGCCGCGGCGGAACUGUCCGUGGAGCCGUCCGUGCGCGCGUGGAUGCGCGUCGUCGUGCGCCGCAAGGCGCAAGUGUGGACGCAGCCGACGCCGAAGGGGACGAUCGAGAUCGAUCCGUUUCACCCGCUCGCGCGCGUGAAGCGCCUUCAGAACAAGCCCAUCUCCGAGUUCACCGGCACCGAGUUCGCGGCGGUGCUGCGCGCGUACGACGAGGGGCUCAUCACGCUGAGAGUAGCGCUCCCGGAGAAGGUGAUCGACGACGUCAUGGCUGAGGCGGAACAGGCGUACCUCCUCGAAGACGUCUCCGAGAUUGCCGACGCGUGGAACGCGCUUCGCAAGGACGCGCUGCACUUGGGACUGAAGAAGCACCUCGCGGUGUCGCUGACGAAGAGCGCGACGGUGCUGCUCGCGCGCGAGGCGAUCGCGGAGGUGAAGCGCGAGUGCGGCGAGGCGCUGUGGCCGAAGAUUUCCAACCGCCCGUGGGCGCCGGAGAUUAAAUCCACCGAGGAGUACCACGACGACGAGGUCGACGUCCGAGUCCUCGCCGCGGUGUGGGGUCCCGGCACGCCCGCGACGACGUUCGCGAUGCUCGACGCGGAGGGUGAGCUCGUGGACUUCCUCGAGUGCCCGAACAUCGCGGUGCGCGCCGCCGGGCCGUUCGCCGGGCAGUCCGCCGCGGGCCAACGCCGCGACGCCGACAUGAAUCGUCUCGUGCAGUUUAUGAUCGAACACCGCCCGCACGUCGUCGCCGUCGCCGCGUCCUCGAACGCGGGGAUGAACUGCAAGUUUCUGCGGGAAGCCGCGAGGCAGGCUGUGGAGAAGAUCGUCGAGGAUCACGCGCGCGCGAUUCCGGAGGAAGUGAACACGAUCGAGGUGCACUUCGUCGACGACACGAUUCCCGCGCUCGCGGGCGCGUCGGCGGCGAUGCGAGAAGAACUCAGAGAGCACAAGGAGGAGGUGCGUCACGCGACGUGCGUCGGGCGGUACCUGCGCAACCCCGCGGGCAUCGUCGCGGCGCUCGCGAGCGGCGGCGAGGCGGCGUCGCUGACGCUCUCGACGCUCCAGGACGCGCUCACUGAGGACGAGCGUCUCGCGGUGUUCACGCGAGCGCUCGCCGACGUCGUCAACCAAGUCGGCGUCGACGUCAACGCGUGCGUCGCGCACCCGUGGCAGCAAAAGGCGCUCAACUACGUCGCGGGCUUGGGCGCGAGGAAGGCGGCCGCCGUGGUCGCCGCCGUGCGCGCGUCCGACGGCGGCGCGCUGGAGACGAGAGCGGAGCUCGUGUACGAGCUCGGGAUCGUUGGUCCGAUCGUGUUUCGAAACGCGGCGAGCAGCCUUCGCGUCGUGGACGACGACAUCCUGGACGCGACGCGGAUUCACCCGGAGCGAUACGCGCAGACGUUUGAAAUCAUCGCCAACGCGCUCGAUUACGACCUCGAGCAGCUCAAGAAGGCGAGCAAGGCGGUGCAGCGAAAGACGGUCGAGCGCGCGCUCGAUCCGGAGCACUGGGAGAAGUUCGCGGAGCUGGAUCUUCGCGCGUACGCGGAGUACCUCCACGGCGAGGGCCAGGGGUGGAUCUACCAGACGUUGAGAGAGGUGCGCGUGGAGCUCCACGAACCGUACGGAGACAUUCGCGGGCCGUGGGAGCCCCCCACCGCGUGGGAGGAGUUCGCGCUCCUCACGGGCGAGACCGAGCACAGCCUGUGCGAGGGGAAGAUCGUGCAGUGCACGGUGAGGAAGCUCGUGCGGCCGAACCCGACGAUGGGGAUCAACGCGGAGGUGCUCGUGUCUCUCGAGAGCGGCGUCACGGGGAAGAUUCAAAAGGAAGAUUUAUCCGAUAACCACGUGAACCGCCUCGAGGAUAAGGUGGCGGUCGGGCAGGUCAUCUCCGCGCGCGUCAAGCCGAACGGGAUCGACUACGAAGCCGGGGUGGUGCAUCUCGCGUGCGCCGGGAGCGUGCUGUCGCGCGAGGCGACGCAGCAGUGGGAGGCGGAGAAGUGGGGCCGCACGCCGUACUACUCGCUUCAGGUGAUGGACGGCGAGAUUCCCAAACCGAAGAAGAAGAAGAGGCAAGCGUCGCGGCCGAGCUUCAUUCACAGGAACAUCAACCACCCGCUGUUCCAGAACGUCACCGCGCUGCAAGCGCAGGAGAUUCUCAAGACGCAGGACAUCGGCGAGGUGCUGCUGCGGCCGAGCAGCAAGGGCGUCACGCACCUCUCGCUCACGGUGAAAUUCUACGACGACAUGUACGUGCAUCACGACAUCAAGGAAGGGAAAAAGCCCGGCGUCGGUCACACCGCGAACCUCGCGCUGGGGUCCCCGCUCACCGUGGACGGCGUCGAGUACGAAGACCUGGACGAGGUGUACGCGCGGCACGUCGAGCCGAUGGUGACGAACCUCAAGGCUAUGAUUCGCCACCGGAAAUUCCGACGCGGGACGAAGAGAGACGUGGACCAGCGUCUCAAGGCGGAGAUGGCGCGGCACCCGGACACGCGGCCGUACGCGCUGUCCGUGAGCUUCGAACACCACGGCGUGUUUUGCCUAUCGUCCAUCCUCAGCAAGAGCGGGAACGUGCAUCACGAGUACAUCAGCGUCAAGCCGGAGGGGUUUCGGUUCCGCCGGAUGGAGUUCCCCACCGUGGAUCGCAUGCUCGCGUAUUUCAAGGUGAAUCCUCGCGCGCCCGUCGCGGCGCCCGCGGUCGAGCCGCCCCGCGAGGAGCCGCGGUACGACGCGUACCCGCCGAGCCAGUGGCAGCAGCAGCAGCCGCCGCCGCCGAUGCAGAGCCAGUGGCAGCAGCCGCCGCCGCAGUAUCAGCAGUAUCAGCCGCCGCCGCAGUACAAUCAGCCGCCGCCGGCGCCGCCGCCGGGCGGGGGAUGGGGCGCGCCGCCGGUGCACGCGUACCAGGGCGCGCCGCCGCCGAUGCCGGGCGCGCCGCCGCCGAUGCAGCCGCCGUAUCACCAGCAGCAGCAGUAUCAGCGGUACUGAGAACUGAGAGGCGAGCGAGACGGAGUGGAGAACUCCGCGGAGAGACGACAAAGGAAGGACGACGUGCGAGCGUUUCUGAAAAACGUCGCGCGAGCGGGUCGACCGGCUGGUCGCCCCCUCGCGCGCCUAAAAACCUAAAAACAGCUAUUAAUACCCCAAAAGAGGAA